UUGCUCACUAUAAACUGUGGGAAGCUAGUUGGGUACUAUGGUGUCAAAGAGCUUUCACCCCUAAAAUCAGUCAGUGGUACUAAAUUUAGUAUAAGGGCCUUUGCUAGUCGUAAAUCAAUGAAAAAAUUGAGAAGAGAGGGACAACCGCAUAAAAGUGUCACCUUGCGAACUAAAGAGACUUUGCCAGAUGACAGCCGUGUCCUAGCAGACACGUCUCCUGCAAAGGAUGAUAAUGUUAAUGAUGGAAACAGUCUGUAUUCCUUUGAUAAUUCAGCUCCACAGAAUUCAAUUUCCAUGCCUUCCAGGAGUGAUGUGCUUCAAGCCUGCACCAUCACUUCUGCGUUGAUAGCUGCUCUAGGUUUAAUAAUUAGACAGGUAUCUCAUACUGGGUCGAUGGAAGGAUUGCCCAUUCUUGACUGCUCCAUGGAAGUAUCAUUUGGUUUUGAGAUGUGGCAUCUUGAGCUGAUCACUGCAUUGGUUAUCCUAAUUUCAUCAUGUCGUUAUGUACUAUUGAAGACAUGGCCUAAUUUUGCUGAGUCAAGUGAAGCAGCCAAUCAGCAGGUUCUUUCUUCACUUCAACCUUAUGAUUACUUAGUUGUUGCUUUUUUGCCUGGGAUGAGUGAGGAACUACUUUUUCGUGGUGCACUGCUCCCAAUUUUUGGAUUUGACUGGAAGAGUGUCUUAGUUGUUGCCACUCUUUUUGGCGUUCUACACCUGGGCGAUGGGAGAAAGCAUUCCUUUGCAGUGUGGGCAACCUUUGUUGGGAUUGUGUAUGGUUAUGCAACAAUCUUAUCCUCAAGCCUUAUCGUGCCCAUGGCUUCUCAUGCAUUGAACAACCUAGUUGGAGGGGUUUUCUGGCGGUACACAUCAAAGUCUGUAGAGUGAGAAUGAGAUGCCAUUUGGGCUUUAGCGCAAGUGAUUGCCAGACUAGAAAUUUCUUAGAUUUAAAGCCGUGAUUACUGUCACGAAUGUGUGGCAUGCAUAAUGUAAUUACUCUCACUUGUAUAUAAUUGACCUAUGAAAAACAAGAAACAGAAACAUGUCAAGUUGUUUAUAAAGAGUAAAUUUUUCGUCA
Molecule: messenger RNA, 1075 nt
Organism: Theobroma umbraticum
Lineage: Eukaryota; Viridiplantae; Streptophyta; Magnoliopsida; Malvales; Malvaceae
Product: CAAX amino terminal protease family protein
Biological process (GO): CAAX-box protein processing
Cellular component (GO): membrane
Molecular function (GO): metalloendopeptidase activity
Source: RefSeq, a predicted model, not a curated record